Messenger RNA from Aegilops tauschii subsp. strangulata, 3313 nucleotides. NCBI's taxonomy places the organism in Eukaryota, Viridiplantae, Streptophyta, Magnoliopsida, Poales, Poaceae. The record is from RefSeq and is a predicted model, not a curated record.
CUGACCAGAAAGAUCACCACACCAGCCAGCCCAAAUCCUCCUCCCCUCCCUCCCAUUUCUGAAUUUCUGAUUGCCCGCCGACUCCCCGAACUCCCUCGUAAACCCUACCUCACCGCGCGAGGACGCCAGCGGCGGUGCCGGAGCGCCCGCAACCGCCCCUUCCCCGCCUCCCCCGCCCCGCCGCAGCAGGCAGGGGCAAGGGGAAGAUGAAGGGGGACGAUCUGGUGAGCAGCGACGACCCCGCCGCUUCUCUCCCUUCUCUUCCUCCGCCUCCUCCCCGCGGGGCGGGGCCGCCGCUCGUCCUCUCUCUUACGGCUGCGGCCGCGUGACUCGCGUCUCGUGCCUGUCGCAGUCGGAGGAGGACCGCGAGCUCAAGGCGCGUCUCGAGGAUUGCGUGGAGCGGGCGCAGAGCCGCGACCCCCGCAAACGGGUAGAAGCCAUCGACACCCUGAGGAAAGAGAUUCGUGCGGCGACAAGCUCAAUGACGUCUGUCCCGAAACCACUCAAAUUCCUCCGUGCACACUACGGAACUCUCAAGGCUUGUUUUCAGAGAAUGCGGGAUCCUGCACAGAAGAAACAUAUGGCUGACAUUCUGUCAGUAUUGGCCUUGACAGCGUCUGCUGAAGGAGAAAGGAAACUUGGCUUUUGAAAUUGGAAAAGAGUGGAAGGACAAUGGCUCAUCAACGCCAAUUGAAUCCAAGAUAGAACUAGUGCUAGAAAUUGUCAAAUUUCACAUGAAGCAUAAUGCUGAAACUGAAGCUCUGGAUCUUUUGAUGGAGGUUGGAUACCUUGAGAUGCUUUUCGACGAAAAAUAUGAAGAGUACCUUGCAAGGCUAUUUUGUCUUGUUGACUCUACCAACUACAAAAGGGCAUGCUUGUAUUUGACUACUUCUUCUAAAUACCUUUUGACUCCUGACCGUGAGGCCUAUGAGGCCACACUUUACAUUGCCUUUGGCAUGUAUGGGAAGUUUAGGGAUCUUGCAAGUGCUUUGCGGAUUGUGCUUUUGGUCAACGACGACAAGUGUUGUGAUCAGAGUGUGAAGAUUGUAUUUGCAGAAACUGAAGAUUUCUCCCUGAAGCAGCAACUCGCAUUUAUGAUAGCACGCUAUGGUUUAAGCAUGGAGGUUGAUGAUGAGAUGGUUGCAGAUGAAAAUGAGAAGAAUGCUUUGCAGGAAAUAGUUAAUAACACCAAACUGAGUGAGCAGUACCAUAUGGUUGCGUGGGAUAUUGGUGUCAUGGAGCCAAAAUCUCCAGAGGACAUAUAUAAGGUUCAUCUGAUUGGCAGUCAAGGUGCCAAAAGCUCCAGCCUUGAUUCUGCAAGACAAAAUUUGGCCGCAACUUUUGUCAAUGCAUUUGUGAAUGCUGGUUAUUGCCAGGACAAACUCAUGACUGCAAUUUCAGAUUCUUCUGAAAAUUUGCUAUUCGAGAAGAACGAACUUGGGAAAGCCAGUGCAGUAGCUAGUCUGGGAAUGAUACAUCUAUGGGAUCAUGAUUCAGGAUUUGCCAUACUUGACAAGUACCUGCAGAGCGAUGAUACUCAUGUUGUUGCAGGGGCUUUGUUAGGUAUAGGAAUUGUCUCUUGUGGUGUGAAGAAUGACUAUGAUCCUGCACUUGCUCUUAUUUCUGGGUAUAGCACGAGUGCAGCAUCAAUUACACGUAUCGGUGCAAUCUUGGGCCUUGGUAUUGCUUAUGCUGGGUCCCGGAAAGACAAGCUUAAAUCGUUGUUCUUAAUUACUUUGAGUGACUCCCAAGCACCUUUGGUGGACUUAGUGUUCUCUGCCAUCUCCUUGGGAUUGGUGUUUGUUGGUUCCUGCAACGAAGAGAUUGCACAGUCAAUCAUAUCUGUCUUGAAAAAUCUUAUUAAAGCAGAGCUUGCAGAGCCCAUUAUUCGUCUGCUUCCAGUUUCCAUUGGCCUUCUAUAUCUUGGAAAACAGGAGGGGCCGAAGGCUAACGUUGUUAAGGUUUCUGAAACAUUUGAUGAAAUAAUGAAGGAGGUUUCUAAAACAUUUGAUAAAAUAAUGAAGGACUAUUGGGAUGUAACUCUUAUGUCUUUGGCAUAUGCUGGGACAGGGAAUGUGCUUAAGGUUCAGGAGCUCCUUAGUAUCUGCUCAAAAAAGGAAGGUGGAAGUCACCAAGGGCCAGCAGUACUUGGAAUUGCUCUUAUUGCCAUGGCUGAAGAAUUAGGAGUUGAAAUGGCUGUACGGUCCCUUGAGCAACUUUUUAAGUAUGGUGAUUAUAAUAUUAGAAGAGCGGUUCCUCUUGCCCUUGGCAUGCUCUACAUAUCCAAUCCAAAGGUAGACGUUGUGGACACACUGAGUAGACUGAGCAAUGAUGCGGACGGUCAAGUAAUGAUGGCUGCAACCAUCUCACUUGGUUUGAUAGGUGCUGGUACAAACAAUGCACGUAUAGCCGAGUUGCUUCGUAAGCUCUCAAGUCAGGAACAUGGCGUUUACCUGUUUUGUGUGAGGAUUGCCCAGGGUCUUGUUCACCUUGGGAAGGGCUUGCUGACACUUGCCCCAUACCACUCUGACCGGCUACUUCUAUCCCCCGUAGCGCUAGCUGGGCUAGUAACCGUUCUGCACGCAUGCCUUAACAUGCAACCCACCAUCCUCGGAGAGUAUCCCUACAUGCUAUACAUCCUUGCCCUUGCUAUGCAGCCUAGGAUGUUACUGACUCUGGAUGAGGAUCUCAAGCCCCUCCCUGUGCCUGUUCAUGUUGGCCAAGCGGUCGACGUGGUCAGUCAAGCGGGAAGUCCCAGGACCAUCACUGGGUUCCAGACGCACAACACGCCUGUCCUGCUCGCUGCAGGGGAACGAGCUGAGCUAGCAACUGAAAAAUAUAUUCCGCUGACACCAAUUCUUGAGGGCUUUGUGAUCCUGAGGAAGAACCCAGAGCAUCAUGAAGAUUGAGAGAUUGGUGCGAUGCAAGCGUAAGCAGAUGGAGUGUCAUGAACUGGCUUGGUCAACAUCUAACUGUCACACAACAAGGGACAAUGACUACUGUGAAAGAGGCUGCAAAUAUUCCUUGUAACAGAGUACAGGUCGUACAGGGGUCAAUACAAAGAGCAGAAUAGCGUUAGGGUUCAAUGUAUGUACAGAGGGAGAAUUGGGUCGAUGUUUCUUCGGAAAGAGAAGCAAUUUUGUCGUAAGGGGAAACAGAAACAGUGGGUGUGACUGAAAGCUGCAUCGCAUAGCCUCAAAUUUUGUGUUUUCACUCGCAACUCUGUUUCCCAGAAUAAAAAUUUGUCCAUGUUCCUUAACAUGCACAUAUAGUCUUUUGAGAUGAAUAUAAUAGAUAUAUUCAGUUGUCUACU